AUAUGAACGCGCGUGCCCUAAGUUGCCUAUCGACCGAUGUACGGAACUAUCUAACCAGCGCCCGUCUGACAUGGCGCCCAUGUAACUGAAAUCCAAAAUCGUUCCGUGCUACAAUUUUAGAAAAAAAAGACGGGCAAUCAAGUUUGAAAAGUGACAAUGGCUAUGUCGAACCUUUACUCGAAAAUAUCAACGAAGCCGAUGAAACGAUUCCAGGACAACGUCACGGUCAAACAGACUAAUCCAUGGUUAAACGCAGAAUCGCCGAUUCCUGUAUCAGAUUCACCGCCAACUGUAAGCCCGUUAUCAUCUUUCAUUGUAUUGCAACGUGAAGGAACGAUAAAUCAGCCAAUUAGUGCACCUGCAUCACCUUUGUCUUCCUUGUCAUCUCCUUUAACACAAUUGAAUUUGUCAUCACCCGAAGACUGUACGCAAGAUCCUAAUUGGCAAGCAACGAAACCUACAGUUCGUGAACGAAAUGCUGCCAUGUUUAACAAUCAUUUAAUGGCUGAUAUUAUAUUUAUCGUUGGUAGUCCAGGUCACAUACAAACUAUACCGGCGCAUAAAUACGUUUUAGCUACUGGUAGUUCUGUAUUUUAUGCCAUGUUUUAUGGCGGACUAGCAGAGAAUAAAAGAGAUAUAGAAGUACCAGAUGUAGAGCCUGCUGCUUUUCUUGCUCUAUUAAGGUACAUGUAUUGCGAUGAAGUACAAUUAGAAGCUGAUACGGUAUUAGCAACCCUUUAUGUUGCUAAAAAAUAUAUAGUCCCUCAUUUAGCAAGAGCAUGUGUUAAUUAUUUAGAAACAAGUUUAACAGCAAAGAAUGCAUGUUUACUUUUAAGUCAGUCUCGUUUAUUUGAAGAACCAGAUCUUAUGCAACGUUGCUGGGAAGUUAUAGAUGCUCAAGCAGAAAUGGCGCUAAGAUCAGAUGGUUUUGUGGAUAUUGACAUUCAUACUCUUGAAUCAGUGCUUUCUCGAGAAACAUUAAACUGUAAAGAAAUACAUAUAUGGGAUGCUGCAUUAAGAUGGGCUACUGCAGAAUGUAUUCGACAAGAACUUGAACCUUCAUCGGCAAAUCAAAGACGAUCGUUAGGAUCUGCUUUGUAUUUAAUUAGACUUCCUGCCAUGAAUUUGGAAGAAUUUGCCAAUAGUGCUGCUCAGACUGGAAUCUUAACGCAACAAGAAACAAUUGACGUCUUUUUGCAUUUCACUGCUAGUAAUAAACCUCAACUUUGUUUUCCUAUUAAACCUCGACAAGGUUUAAAAACUCAAGUUUGUCAUAGGUUUCAGUCGUGUGCAUAUAGAUCAAAUCAGUGGCGUUACAGAGGCAGGUGUGAUUCGAUUCAAUUUAGCGUUGACAAAAGAAUAUUUGUUGUUGGUUUUGGACUCUAUGGAAGCUCAUCCGGUGCUGCAGAUUAUAAUGUUAGAAUCGAACUGAAAAGAUUGGGAUGCGUUUUGUCUGAAAAUAGUACGAAAUUUUUUUCGGAUGGUUCGAGUAGUACAUUUCAUGUAUAUUUUGAAAAUCCAAUUCAAAUCGAACCAGAAUGCUUUUAUACAGCUAGUGUAAUCUUGGAUGGAGGCGAGUUAAGUUAUUUUGGUCAAGAAGGCAUGUCAGAGAUAACAGUCGGUAAUGUAAACUUUCAAUUUCAAUGCAGUUCAGAAAGUACGAAUGGUACUGGUGUACAAGGAGGACAAAUACCCGAAUUAAUUUUCUAUGGACCACCAGUAGAUGACUGAUGGAAAUUUAUUACAGAAAUAAUGGUUUAACUGAUGGUCUCUAAAAAUUUGUACUUUAAUACGUUCCAGAUUUUGUAUAAUUGUUAUUUUAAGUACUAUUUUUAAAUUGAUGACAAAUGUUGCGUAAUAGAUUCACUCUUAAAUAUUAAAUAUUUAUAUUUUAAAUUAUAAUCAUAAUGAAUAAUUUACAGAAACAAUUUUAUUUAUAAAUUUAUUAUUAUUGUUCUAUCAACCAAAUAUAAAAAUUCUUUUACGUUAAUUCAAAGAUUAUGUUAAAUUUUCAAAUUAAACGUAUUUCAUAAUAAUCUCAUAAAAAUUUAUUUUCGUAAAAUUAGAGUCAUGUAUAGAGAUACUCGUGUGAAAUAUUAAAUAAAAAAACAGUAUCAAAUAGCAAUUACGGAAACAAAUAUUUUAUUAUAUUUAAAUAAAAAUUAUUUCGUUAUUUUAAACUAAAAUUUUACAUAAGAGUGUAUCUAUUGCCAUUUCUAAUGUACUCAGAUAUUUGCUUUUUGCUCCUUUUUUUUUUUUUUUUUUUU
Messenger RNA from Heterotrigona itama, 2267 nucleotides. NCBI's taxonomy places the organism in Eukaryota, Metazoa, Arthropoda, Insecta, Hymenoptera, Apidae. The record is from the annotation of a GenBank genome assembly.